Ylistrum balloti is the source of this 1409-nucleotide messenger RNA. Its product is annotated as probable RNA polymerase II nuclear localization protein SLC7A6OS. The transcript is spliced from 5 exons. The coding region runs from base 5 to 1078 and encodes 357 amino acids. NCBI's taxonomy places the organism in Eukaryota, Metazoa, Mollusca, Bivalvia, Pectinida, Pectinidae. Gene Ontology annotation, biological process: developmental process. The record is from RefSeq and is a predicted model, not a curated record.
UAAUAUGGCGACGAUAGUCCGCGUAAAACGACGGCGUGUUGAGGAACCAGUUGAAAAUAUACUCGUUUCUUGUAAAAGGAGAAAAAAUGACGAAGAAGACUGUGAAUUGCAGAGUAAUUUAAAGUUUGCUGGAACUGCCAAAUCACGGGAUGAAGUAUCUAAACACAUUCGUGAUGCUAUCAGAAAGGAAAAGCUGCAAAGAGAAUAUAAACAGCACCAUGUGGAUGUUGUUACUAACACCCGACAAGACCACAAACAGCAGGUGAAGGCAGCAAGAUUUAAGGUUACCUCAAAAUUUAGAGCUCUGGCUUUGGAUAAUUUAGAUCUGGCAAGAGAUGAAACAGACUUUGAGAAUAAAGAAAACAAAGAACCCAAUGCAACUGAAGCAGGUAGCACUGUGUUUGAGUCGGAGAGCAGUGAAAACCAGACCAGCAGUAGUGUGUUUCAGUUGUAUGAUGUAGAGGUGGCAGGUAGCUCUGGGACAUUGCCAACUUAUGAGUCCCUCUUACAGACAUCACAAAGCAGCAGUGGUAUCACCUGUAAUACUGUACCACUAGUACAGGAGCAUGUUCCCGAGUCUAAGGACGAAGAUUAUGUGUAUGACUUGUAUUUUACAAACAACAGAGAUUUUAGCUUCAAACUUCUAGAAAGUGCAUUGACGAUUGAGGCAUUUGGGAAUUACUUUGUCUAUGAGGACAUGCCACAGCCAGAGGAAGAGGAGGUGUACGAAGAUGAAGAUGAUAGUAACGAUGAAGACAACUGGAGGAAUGAUUAUCCAGAUGAAGAUCCACACUUGGUAGAUAACCAGUUGGAGAGAGACUUUUAUUAUGGUGGUGACAUGAUGGAGCGACAAGCUUUUGCAGCUGCUGGUGAUGAAGGGUUGGCAGAGUGGAUGCACACUCGCUGUAACAUAGAAGAUGGUGAUGAGUUGUCAAGCGAGGAAGAAGAUGCAGCUUACUUUGGUGAGCCUCUUAACAUGAGCAGUGAUUACCAAAGUUACUACCGGAAAGUCCGCAGAGAAAUGGAGGAUGGUGAUGGCUGCGCUCGUCCAGAUGAUGAUGAUGAUGAAAAUGACUGAAAAUUGUUUUACUUAACUUUUACAUCGAAACCUGCCAGUGGACAAAACAUAGUACAAUGUAGAUGUUGUCAUGUAAAACAGUCCCAUCAGUCAGAGUAAUCAGGUUUUAACCAUGCUAUGCCUAAAAAGACUGAAUACACAUGUAACCUACCACCCUUUAUAAGAAUUCCAGAAUUAGAGCACUAAGCAAAUUGGGAUGUACGAGGAAGAGGUGGUUAAAACUUUCUUGUCAAGGUUAGACUUCUGGCCAGAGAUGUUUCAGCACAUUAAAACCAUUUAGCUUUGAUAAUUUAAUAAUUUGUAUUAAUAAAUAUUUAUCACGAGAUUUAAA